AUGAAGGAAGAAAGAGAAAUACCAUCAGAAGACCAAGCUGAUUCCGAAGAGGAAGUUUACUCAGAUGUUGCUGAAAAGAAGAACCAUGGUAUUGAUGAUCUCGAAACGAGCAAAAAAGAAAGUUCCUCAGAAGAAGACACUGAUGGCGAUGACGAAGAUACAAAAAGACCUAAGAAAUAG
Molecule: messenger RNA, 180 nt
Organism: Ambispora gerdemannii
Lineage: Eukaryota; Fungi; Glomeromycota; Glomeromycetes; Archaeosporales; Ambisporaceae
Source: the annotation of a GenBank genome assembly